AAAAAAGAGCGCGCGGGGAGGAGGAAGAAGAAGCGAAGAAGUGUGGGUGGGGAACGACGACGGAGCGUGGUGUGGAGAGAUUCCCCGACAGCAAAAUCUAGAGGAAAAAGCAAUUCCCGUGCCGCGCGAGCUACCCCUCUCUGCGGGACCCGCGGGGGUGGGCCCCGCCCGCUCGCUCUCUUCUUCUUCGGGGGUCUCUCCCUCCUCCCUCACCCUGCUCACACGCCUGCCUGCCUGACACAUACUACAACCUCCCUGGCCCUGUCCUGCGAGCCGUCAGAGGUUGCCUCCGCCUCGUCUUCCUCCCCCGCUCUCUUUCUCUCUCUCCCGCCUGGUCACCCGUGGCGUCACGCUUUAUAAGAGCACGCGGCCGGCAAUCCUCUUCCUUACCAGUUACCACGAGUAGAAGCUUUUGCCGGUGCGUGUGUUUGCUCCUGCCGCUGCCGCCGCGCCGGUUGGAGAGACCCUGAAGCAGAGGAGGGGAGAAACGGAGAUGGAAGUAGGAGGACGAGGAGGGGUGGAGGUGGAGGAGGGGGUGAUGAGGGUGCUGCUGGUGGACGACUCCCCCGUGGAUCGCCGGGUGGCGCAGCUCCUGCUCAGCAGCGACUCCUGCGCCGGCUCAUUCCACGUCAUCGCCGUCGACAGCGCCAAGAAGGCCAUGGAGUUCCUCGGCCUCAAGGACGGCAAGGAGCAGGCCAUCGACAUGGUGCUCACCGACUACUGCAUGCCCGAGAUGACCGGCUACGACCUGCUCAAGGCCGUCAAGGCGCUGAACCCCCUGAAGCCGAUCCCGGUGAUCGUCAUGUCGUCAGAAGACGAGCCCCAGCGGAUCAGCAGAUGCUUAAACGCCGGUGCUGAGGACUUCAUCGUGAAGCCACUGCAGAGCAAGGACGUGCAGCGCCUCAGGAACUGCUCCACGGCGAGGCCCGGCAAGCCCACCCCGCCGUGCGAGGCCGUGGCCAAGAGGAAACCGCUGGUGCUGCCACCCUCUGCCAUCGCCGCCGCGUCGCCAUCGGGACGGCGAGCAAAGUUCGUCGGAGUCGCCAUGGUCCUGCAUUCGUCGAGCGUGGAGCUGUCGCAGUACUUCCCGCUCCUGCUCAAGCUCGUCGUGGUGGUCUACGCCGUGCUGUGCGUGGGCGAGCUCCUGCACAGAUGGUCGUCGGGCGGCGGCUGCUCGCUCGCCCUCUGGUGCGCCUGAGCAGCGACAAGCCGGCAACGGGCACCAACAGGAGACUGAUGCAAAUGCAAAGGUCUUCUCCUGCAGCUUCUGUUGCGCCGAAGCACCGGAAGUUUUCAGGCUCCAACAGCCGUGGAGAUUUUAGCUAGCCUUUAGGUAGAUUGUUUGCUUUGAGAUUCUAACUGGGGUUUUGACGAUGAGUCGGCCAUGGUUGCUUCUUUCGUGGCCUUUGUUUGGUGAGGUCGAGAGACAUAGGAAGGAGGAACGAACCCCUUGUAUCCUUGUACAGAAUCAGAGUGCAAUGCAUGAUCUGAGCAAGUACCUGGCGCGUCCUUUUUGGCCUGGAUCUUGGGUGA
This is a messenger RNA of Setaria italica (foxtail millet), 1533 nucleotides long. Its product is annotated as two-component response regulator ORR1. NCBI's taxonomy places the organism in Eukaryota, Viridiplantae, Streptophyta, Magnoliopsida, Poales, Poaceae. The coding region runs from base 494 to 1198 and encodes 234 amino acids. The record is from RefSeq and is a predicted model, not a curated record. Gene Ontology annotation, biological process: cytokinin-activated signaling pathway; phosphorelay signal transduction system. The transcript has 6 exons.